Fragaria vesca subsp. vesca is the source of this 965-nucleotide messenger RNA. RefSeq lists its product as uncharacterized. Lineage: Eukaryota; Viridiplantae; Streptophyta; Magnoliopsida; Rosales; Rosaceae. The record is from RefSeq and is a predicted model, not a curated record. The transcript has 4 exons. Bases 230 to 616 code for a protein of 128 amino acids.
AAAUAGAUAAUGUGUAACUGAGGAGAAGGAGGAGGAGGAGGAGGAUAGGUCAAAGCCGGUUGAAGAGGAAGAAUAUAACUGCAGAGAGGAGUAACCAGGAACUGAAGAGUUUUUUGAACAAGUAGCAGAACCAGUUCCGUUGCGAAAGAUAUUUCCAGAAGACGAUGAACCUGUGACGACCGAUGUCAAGCUGUCUAAACUGGACAAACUUGUUGAUCAAGCUGUGGAAAUGGCCUUAAAAAAAAUGAAUGAAGCAACCAGCUUGAAGAAUGAAGAACAGCAAGCAAGAGGGCUCAAGAAAUAUGUCAAGCAGAAGGGCUCAAAACAAACUGUGGAGACUGGUUCGAUUAAAAGAGAUGUCAACCUGAAGAAGCAUGGGGCACAAAAGAGGAAAGAAGAAGAAUGGGAGUAUGACACCCCAUUAGGGCUAAAGCCAGCAAAAAGAACAAAGGAGGUGGAGCGUAAAGUCCAGAAUCGUAUUGUUAUUGAUGGAGUGAACUGCAACACUCCAACAUGGAAGCUCUUGGAUGAAAAGGUGGCGAAUCACUAUAAGAACUGGUUUGAUUUGAACAAGGACAAGAAUGAUGAACCAUCAGGGUGUACCUCGCAAUGUUGAAGGAGGAAAUAGAAAAGAAGAAGGUCUCGGUCGGAUUCCUAGACAUAGAGGUAGCGCGCGCGGCGGUGGUACAUGAACAAAAACUGAAGGAGUUCCUAGCUGGAGGAGGAAAACAAGGGGAAUUCAAAUGUAAUGAAUUGGAUAUAGAGCUUUCCAUUAUUAAUCCUCUGUAGUCCAUCUUCAGUAAGGACCUGGUUUUCAUUCCGGUACAUCACGGGGUCAGCCACCACUAUACCUUGGUCCUGAUUGACAACAAAGCUCGAUGCUUCUUUCACCUGAACUCAAUGCUACCGCCAACGAAAGAUUACUCUGCCGACACCAACAACCACUUUCAGAAUGCAAUGGCAAU